GGAGCGAGGGAGCGAGGGAGCGCGGCGCGGCCGCCGCGUGCGCGAGCCGGGGUUGCAGCCCAGCCGGGACUUUCCAGCCGGCGGCAGCCGCGGCCGCCGCCGGCUCUUCCCCGCCCCCCGCCAUGGGGCAACCCGGGGAGCUGGACGCUGCGGACCGCGGCGGAGGACGCGCCCGGCGCCCCUGAGCCGGCCGAGCGGCAGCGGACCGCGAGGUAAGGGACUCCACUACAGUAAUUAAAGAAGGAUAAGGUUGGCGUUGCUUCGCUUCUUUUUUUUAUUGAAGUCCUUCCUUCCCGAUCAAGCGUCCAUAUUUCACCUUAAAGCAUAUGACACAAAGAACUCCUCCUUGCUAAAAUGGAGUCCAGUAAGAAGAUGGACUCGCCUGGCACGCUGCAGACCAACCCGCCACUGAAGCUGCACGCUGACCGCAGUGCCGGGACACCGAUUUUUGUCCCUGAGCAAGGAGGCUACAAGGAGAAGUUUGUGAAGGCCGUGGAGGACAAGUACAAGUGUGAGAAGUGCCGCCUGGUGCUGUGCAGCCCGAAGCAGACCGAGUGUGGCCACCGCUUCUGCGAGAGCUGCAUGGCCUCUCUGCUGAGCUCUUCAAGUCCAAAAUGUACCGCGUGUCAAGAGAGCAUCAUUAAAGAUAAGGUGUUUAAGGAUAAUUGCUGCAAGAGAGAAAUUCUAGCUCUUCAGAUCUACUGUCGGAAUGAAAGCCGGGGUUGCGCAGAGCAGUUAACGCUGGGGCAUCUGUUGGUGCAUUUAAAAAAUGAUUGCCAGUUUGAAGAACUUCCAUGUGUGCGUGCUGACUGCAAAGAAAAGGUCUUGAGGAAAGACCUUCGAGACCAUGUGGAGAAGGCGUGUAAAUACCGGGAAGCCACCUGCAGCCACUGCAAGAGUCAGGUUCCGAUGAUCACGCUGCAGAAACAUGAAGACACGGACUGUCCCUGCGUGGUGGUGUCCUGCCCUCACAAGUGCAGCGUCCAGACUCUCCUGAGGAGCGAGUUGAGUGCACACUUGUCAGAGUGUGUCAAUGCCCCCAGCACCUGUAGUUUUAAGCGCUAUGGCUGCGUUUUUCAGGGGACAAACCAGCAGAUCAAGGCCCACGAGGCCAGCUCCGCCGUGCAGCACGUGAACCUGCUGAAGGAGUGGAGUAACUCGCUCGAGAAGAAGGUUUCCUUGCUACAGAAUGAAAGUGUAGAAAAAAACAAGAGCAUACAAAGUUUGCACAAUCAGAUAUGUAGCUUUGAAAUUGAAAUUGAGAGACAGAAGGAAAUGCUUCGAAAUAAUGAAUCCAAAAUCCUUCAUUUACAGCGAGUGAUAGACAGCCAAGCGGAGAAACUGAAGGAGCUGGACAAGGAGAUCCGGCCCUUCCGGCAGAACUGGGAGGAAGCAGACAGCAUGAAGAGCAGCGUGGAGUCCCUCCAGAACCGCGUGACCGAGUUGGAGAGCGUGGACAAGAGCGCGGGGCAGGUGGCUCGGAACACAGGCCUGCUGGAGUCCCAGCUGAGCCGGCACGACCAGAUGCUGAGCGUGCACGACAUCCGCCUGGCUGACAUGGACCUGCGCUUCCAGGUCCUGGAGACCGCCAGCUACAACGGCGUGCUCAUCUGGAAGAUUCGCGACUACAAGCGGCGGAAGCAGGAGGCAGUCAUGGGGAAGACACUGUCCCUCUACAGCCAGCCUUUCUACACCGGCUACUUUGGCUAUAAGAUGUGCGCCAGGGUCUACCUGAAUGGGGACGGGAUGGGAAAGGGGACGCACUUGUCGCUGUUUUUUGUCAUCAUGCGUGGAGAAUAUGACGCCCUGCUUCCUUGGCCGUUUAAGCAGAAAGUGACACUCAUGUUGAUGGAUCAGGGGUCCUCUCGGCGUCACCUGGGAGACGCGUUCAAGCCCGACCCCAACAGCAGCAGCUUCAAGAAGCCCACCGGAGAGAUGAAUAUCGCCUCUGGCUGCCCGGUCUUUGUGGCCCAAACUGUUCUAGAAAAUGGGACAUAUAUUAAAGAUGAUACAAUUUUUAUUAAAGUCAUAGUGGAUACUUCGGAUCUGCCCGAUCCCUGACGAGUAGCUGGGGAGGUGGAUUUAGCAGAAGGCAACUCCUCUGGGGGAUUUGAACCGGUCUGUCUUCACCGAGGUCCUCGCACUCAGAAAAGGACCUUGUGGGACGGAGGGAGCGGCAGAAGGCGGACGCGCGCCGGCGGGAGGAGCCACGCGUGAGCACACCCGACACGUUUUCUAACAGACUAGCCACACUUCACUCUGAAGAAUUAUUUAUCCUUCAACGAGAUAAAUAUUGCUGUCAGAGAAGGUUUUCAUUUUCAUUUUUAAAGAUCUAGUUAAUUAAGGUGGAAAACAUAUAUGCUAAACAAAAGAAACAUGAUUUUCUUCCUUAAACUUGAACACCACACACACACACACACGUGGGCAUAGCUGGACAUGUCAGCAUGUUAAGUAAAAGGAGAAUUUAUGAAAUAGUAAUGCAAUUCUGAUACCUUCUUUCUAAAAUUCAAGAGUGCAAUCUUGUUUCAAAUACAGUAUAUUGUCUAUUUUUAAGGCCUCAUCUGGUCUCUGUUUUACUAAUUUGUUUGUCAGAAGACCCUGAAGUAUACCUAGGUCUUUUUUUUUUUUUUUUUUUGAAAGUCUCUAAAUUCAGAAUCAUUUUUUAAUUUAAAGUUCUACAAAUAAUUGUUACUGCAAACAUUUUAUUUUAAAACAUUGAUAGACUGAUAUUUCUUGGAAGAAAAUAUAAAAUAUCAAACACUGGUUAUCACUUGUGAUAGGAAAGAGAAUAUUCAACCUGUCGUUAUUUCUCGUUAGAAAUGUAACCUUCAAUACCUGUCGUCGUCCAUGACACGACAUCACAAUUCUGAACGGAGCCUCGCUCAUGGAUGCUGUGCAUCAUUUUCAGAUUUCUGAUUGUUUUCACCCUAAAAUAGGGCAGCUGUUGAACUUUGGAGUUCUAAACAAAACCCUGUAGGUGUCUGGCUUCUGCCCCAUGUGUUUGGACGAGCUCUCUGUUGCUGACAGCACCGGCCUUCGGUCUCCACGCCAGGGGUGGGCAGGUGGCUGCCGGGGGAGGCCGCGGCCCGUGUCUCCAUCCCGCCAUCUUGCUGCUUGCCGGCGGCGGCCUCCGAAGGCAACCUUGUGGGUAGGGCUGGUGGCGUACGGUACAUGUGCCUUAGAUGUGACAUGCUGCUUCUCCACCCUGGGUUUGCGUUGAGCAUAAUUCUAGAAAGUGCUAGUUUAACCAGACUUUUCUCUCCACCACUAGAUCUUUGUCUCUACAAGGGCCCUCAGACACCUCUGCACCUGCUGAGGGGAGGCCGGCCUCCACCGUCGGCUUCUGGAGCCUCCGCUGCUUAAUAACCACAGAUUCCAAAUCUCUAGGCCCCACGAGCGAGCCGCCUGGUCCAAGUACGGCCUGGCCCCACCCCAAGGGAGGCAGGUGUGGAACAGAAGCCGAGCCUCUCCGUGUCCCCACCAGGGCCGUGGGCGCCCCACAGCCCGAAGCAGAACCCUCUGAGCAUUCCAGAGCCCGCUGCUCAGGGGCCUGCCCAGGCUGACUGACAGGCGCUCCUGACCCCCACCCCGGCGGGAAGGGUGGCCACGGGGCCCGUUGUCCCAGCCUGCGCCUGCCCGGACGGCAUUUUCUCAGCUCACUGUUUACUGUCUCUCUGUCCAACUGUGAUUGAAGCCUGGAGCCCGCCCCUGCACCCCUUUGCUAUGCACCACGCCUCAUGGUGCUCUUACCACUGAUGGGUGCUACACGCGACGGGUGCUUCUUAGGCAAACCGAUGUGUGCGAACCGCCGCACCUGUGCCACUCGCCCACAAGCCGCGCCCACGAUUGGCCAGCUGGGCCGCGUGCGCCAGACUGCCUGCCUCGGCUCUCCGUGGCCGCGCGGGGACAGCUCGGUGGGUGCCUGGUGGCCCACCUGUCUCUGGUGCUGCCAUCUGUCCUGGGUGUGCCUUCGCCCCAGUGCCUGCUGGAAGUGCCCUCCGUCGCACCCCUGUGCCCCGAGCUGCCGUGAGGGGCCCGCCGCACCUGUUCGCGGUCAAAGCUCUGUUGUUCUUAUCUGCCUUUCCUUUCCCUGCUCUCCUGGGAUUGCUUUGGGGGGAUGAGUGUCCCUGGUUCUGCCCUGUACGGGAGUCACGUGUUGCUGCUCGAAAAGGAGAGACUUCCUGCAGAAGCUGCAGAAACUGUUGUCUCAAAGGCGUCCCCACCUCAGGCCUGUCCCCUGGGCCUGUCCCUACCUGGCCUCGGGUGGUUUUCCUGAGACCAGGGAUGAACACCAGGGACGUCCCUGCAACUUCCCCCUCCCUCCACAAAAUGUACAGUAUUAGAUGUAGGAUACACAACAUCUUGGUGUGGUAAAAACAGUCUUCUCCCCUCUGGAUUCAAGUCCCACCGUGGCGCCAGAGGCAGCACUGUGUGUUGCUGGGACGUUGCCAAUAGCCCUUCCCAGGCAGAUGCCCCCACCCGAGGGUCCCACAGACGUAACUCGAGCUCAGGCGUCCUUGAGGAUGGGGCGGCCCGUGUCACACACUUCAUCCUCUUGUUUGGGUGUAUUGGGGUCUCUCUUCUGAGUGUGUCUUCCUCUCACGUGCUCCGCACUCCCGGCGGCGGGCAGGCCUCGCGGUCUCCACCCUCCGCUCCCGCACACCCUCGCUUGGCGCUCGCCGCCUGGGCCGGCUGGGGGCCAUGGUCUCCCUGCAGCUGAGGCCCGGUGGCCCCUCGGCAGCGGACAGCCUUCCCCGCGUCACAGGGCCCCGGCAGCGAGCGUGAAGGGGGUGCGCACACUGUGCUUGGGGGUGCUGCUGCUUUACCAAAAGUGACCAAACUCACAGCGGGACAGAACUGUUCAGUACUUUACAGAAACCGAGUCCUUUGUGUAUGAAGUAAGCCGGUGUGCUUCCCCGUCACCUUUGUAACAAAACAACAUCCCCUGUCCCCUUGCCUCGGCCUCGAGCAGUUUCUCCAGGACAUAGUGGCUCAUGCUGCUGCCGGACAUGCUGGGUGGCUGGCCUGGGCCCGGCUUACGUGAAGGGCACCGGUGCCUGUGACCAUUCUGAGCCAUGUGCAGGCUGUAGCCAGGCCUGGAAGCCUGACCUUCUGGUUCUAGGUCUAGUCCAGUGGAGCCUGCAGAGCUGGAAGUUGGGGUGUGUCUGUAAUGAUAUUGGGGCCAGGCUGUGAGUAGGGCCUUUCCAGCAGAGUUGGGCAUCUCCGUGAGGGGUGUGCACGUGGGGACCCUAUGGGGCCCUGACUUUGGGACCAGACAUGGCAGCCCCAGUGGGCUGGAGGGAGCCUGCGUGGCUCCGACGUAUGCCGGGAUUUUCAGCUUGCCGUGCUCCAGUGCCAGGUCGCCAGGUCAGGAUUUGUGUUAGUUCUAGGAGCCAUCAGGCAGGAAGGCGGUGCUGUCCGCUGAGUGUAAGCCUCGCCGGGGCCCCGGAGGAAGGCCUGGACCCACAGAUGUGUGUUCCCUGUGCAGGUGGGCAGAGGGGCCCUCGUGGCCCAGGCUGCGGCCCCUGCCCGUCACCCCUUCCUUCCCAGAGCAGCCUCUGCCGAUGGACAGCACCUCUGUCCCUUUGAUGCCACAACAGCUAGUUGAAUGGGGAGCCCUUUGCUCAGGCAGUGUCUCCUGCCUCUCUCUCCUUUCUCCUUCCCUGCCCUGUCCUCAUUCCCUUCUUGGCCUGUGGCACUGGGGAGCCGUGGUGUGGCGUGCUGGGGCUCCCGCGCCUCGGGCCACUUCCUCGGCCAGGGCCUGGCCAGCCCGCCACCCACCAGGGCUCUGCUGCACUGGCUGUGGCAGGAGGCUUCCCCCUUGACCCCAUUUGACCCCAUGUGGCCCAGCUCGGUGAGGAGGCAGUUCCAGGCACAGUCUCCCGGGCCAGCCUGCUGCCUCCUAGACCACCUGAGCCUGCACCAAGGCCCUCAGUCACCCUGGGCCAGGGGCCAUGUGUCCCAUGUAUGUCGGCCAUGCCAGUGUCACAUUCCAGUCCCCCUUUUGCUCAGUGGCUGCUGGUGGUAGUCACCAUGGUGGAUCCAUGUCCCAGCCAGAGGUGAUGUAGGACAAAGGAAGGGGGGUCUGGACAGGUCCUUAACCACUCUGUCCCAAGCGGGGUCAUUCCUUGUCAGCCCAUGGGAAGGCCAGGGAGUGCUGGGCUGACACCUUUCUCCUCUGCACAGGGAGGACUGGCACGAGGAGAGCCCCUGUGCCCAGCCCUGGCAGGGGGGCAGUCUGCUGUCUCCAUGGGUGUCGCAGGGUUGGGCAGGCACAGCCUCCCCUGUGGGCCCCUCCCUCGAUCCCCAGCCCCUCCAGACUCAUCCCUCCACUGGGGGUCAUUUGUGCACCAAAAAGGCUCCGGCAGAGCUGUAAAAUCGUGUUUUUAAAUUUUAGUCCAGAUCUUAUUAGACUGCAGAAGGAGAGCUAGGAGAGCUUGGGAGCCCCUUCGCUUUUGUGUCUGUGAGAUGAAUGAGGGUCUCUCACCCAAAUCUACUUCUCAGCCAUGACCAUGUUCUGUUUUCCAUUUGCAAAUCUCAGCCGCUCUGUUUUCUCCCAAGUAGAAAGUGCCCACAGUGGCCCAGGCCAGGCAAGGUCAGUGUCAGCCAGCGACCUGGUCACGAUGGCUGCCUCGCCCCGGCUGGUGCUGAUGGUCACAGGCUUGGUGGGAUCAGGACGCCGGGCCGGCAGGUGGGGCCGGGAGCUUGUUGCAAAGAUGGUUUCCACCCAACCCGGGCGUGCCCCACUCGGGGCUGCAGGGCAGACGUGAGGAGCCUCGGUCGCCGCAUGGCCGGCUGGUAUGCAGGUGAGGAGGUGCUGGGGGCCGAGCAGAGCCCGCAUUUCAUUUCUCCUGCUGCACUGUGUCUAGUCUGUCUCGUGAACUCACCGUGAAAAAGAGGCUGGAAGUCCAGGAUCGCUGUACCACUCCUGUUAUUAGGUGAUGAUUGGUUUUUACAACUUAGUCCCCUCAGACAAGUAAGACACCCUUCCACAGCAAAUUACAUGACUUAAUUGGAAAACACACAACCCGGCAUUGUCUCCAGUGGUUUCUAUAAGAAAUGCCUGUAGGAGGAGGUGUGAAGUGUGGAGGGCAGGGGCGGCUCUUCCCAGCCCUAUCACCUAAAAACAAAGACCAAAGAAGGCCAAUCUCACAUUCGACCCUGUAUUUUUAAUCUGCCUGUUUUAACACUCGCGUCUGUAGUAAGCGCUUACGUGAGGACACACCUUGGCAGUCCAAGUGAUCGCGACCAGUGAUUCGGGUCCCGUUUUUCUGCUCUUCUAAGAAAAAACAACAAGACCGUCAGUUAUUGCCCCAGCAAUAAUCAUGUUGUUACUGUGAGCUAGCAACAUGCCUGACUUUCUGAUAGCAUUACUGUUUUAUAUUUUUGUUUACUGUAUAUUAUGUGUGGUUUUAUUUGGUAUUUAUUUGUGUUUUGAGGUCUUGCAAUGUUUUUGUGUUUCUGAUGCUAAUAACUAAAGUUUGUAAGACUGUAGAAUGCGAAACUCGGAAAUGCUAAACUGUCUUAUUAGAGGAAAAUAAACCUGAUUACGGAGUCUCA
Messenger RNA from Saimiri boliviensis boliviensis (Bolivian squirrel monkey), 7560 nucleotides. It is a transcript of the gene TRAF3, whose product is annotated as TNF receptor associated factor 3. Gene Ontology annotation, molecular function: zinc ion binding; tumor necrosis factor receptor binding. Gene Ontology annotation, cellular component: cytoplasmic side of plasma membrane; plasma membrane signaling receptor complex. Gene Ontology annotation, biological process: regulation of defense response to virus; tumor necrosis factor-mediated signaling pathway; regulation of canonical NF-kappaB signal transduction. NCBI's taxonomy places the organism in Eukaryota, Metazoa, Chordata, Mammalia, Primates, Cebidae. The record is from RefSeq and is a predicted model, not a curated record.